Messenger RNA from Drosophila hydei, 1151 nucleotides. RefSeq names its product E3 ubiquitin-protein ligase Hakai-like. Bases 254 to 1135 code for a protein of 293 amino acids. The record is from RefSeq and is a predicted model, not a curated record. Gene Ontology annotation, biological process: protein ubiquitination; regulation of cell adhesion. The transcript is spliced from 2 exons. Lineage: Eukaryota; Metazoa; Arthropoda; Insecta; Diptera; Drosophilidae. Gene Ontology annotation, molecular function: ubiquitin protein ligase activity.
AUACUAAUUUUUAAAAAUAUGCAAACAAAAAAAACAAUGAUUUAAAUAGAGUUAACAUCAACUUUCUUAUCGAUUGUUGCCGAAAUCAAAUUAAUGUAGGGAAUGCCUACAUGGCUGGCGUACAAACAAUCGAUAAUACAUAAAGAAAACUAAUCGAUUAAAUGCUAAUGGAUUGGUAACAGAAGCGGCGACACAGAAAGGAAAAACAAUAAAUAUAUUUUAAGUUGUACAUUGUACAUUGUGCUAGUUAAAAAUGGAAAAUGAUGAAGUAAAGCGUGGCCGUGGCCGUGGACGCGGCUCACGAGCACGGGGUCGAGGACGUGGUCGCGGCCGGGGACGCGGUAAAAAAAUUGAUGACACAGGCACUACAUUAGAAACAUACGAAAGUGUCGUUGGCGUUGGUGCUGGCGUUGUUGUUGCCGCAGUAUCGGGAAACGGAACCGUUGAGGAUAGUCCCAGCAGUAUGGAGCAUACAGAAGAUGCUGUGAUGCAAGAUCUAGAUAAAGAAAACGAAAUGGACGUAACAACAGCAUCAACCGAAGAGCAGGCAACACCCAUUGCAGAUAGAACGCCGCCGCCUCAGCAACAACAGGUAGCGCCGCCUGUGCUGCCACAGACAAUUGACAUGGAAGCGGAUAUAUCACAGUUGGAAGCGCCAACAUUUACGACCUUGUCGCGUGGACCACCGGAGCCUAUGCUGCGACUGAAAUGGAACCACAAAGUGAGCCUCAUUGGCGAGAAGGUGCUCAAUCCGAUGAUACAUUGCUGCGACCAGUGCGACAAACCCAUACUUGUGUAUGGCCGCAUGAUACCUUGCAAGCAUGUCUUUUGCCUCAAAUGUGCCCGAGCUGAGCCCAUAAAGAGUUGUCCACGCUGCAGCGACAAGGUGCUGCGAGUGGAGCAAUCCGGCUUGGGGACAGUCUUUAUGUGCACACAUGGCGGCAGUCGGUAUGGCAGCACCGGUUGUCGACGCACAUAUUUGUCCCAGCGCGAUCUGCAGGCGCACAUCAAUCACCGACACGUUGCACCACAGCCGCCUUUGACAGCGUCGACGGGCGUUGAGCCAAAGCUGACGGAGAUGAGCGGCCUGGAGUUGCAUAAGCAGCGCAAGGCGAGUAGUUGCUAUGGCUCCUAACUAUGCUACUCUCUGU